AUGCCUCCACGUAGGGUACCUACUCGCAGUAACCCGCAAGGACAAGAGGACAUACAAGGCCAGAUUAACACCCUACGGGACACCAUUACCCAGAUGCAGACUAAUGCAGGGGAAAUGUUUCAAAAUAUUUUGAAUGAAAUCAGGCGCCACCCUCACAACGCGACCAAUAAUAAUAACGUCGCAAGUGGCUCAGGCACUGGAGGAACCGGUAGUGGUGGACCCCAACCGCAGCCAGAACAUGGAGCGGCUGGCCGAAAUAAUCAAGAUCUGCUGCUGACAUUUAGGAAGCACAAGCCGCCCUCCUUUCAAGGAGGACACGAUCCAAUAGUAGCUGUGCAGUGGCUACAGGCCAUGGACAAAAUAUUCAGAGUGGUUCAAUGCACCGAUGAUCAAAAGGUGCUGUUCUCAGUGUAUAUGUUGGAAGGAGACGCCCAUCAUUGGUGGGCUAAUGCGUCCCAACCCUUGGUGAUGCAAAAUGUGGCAAUUUCGUGGGCCAUGUUCGAAGAAAUGUUCUUGGAAAAGUAUUUCCCGAUGUCAAUCCGGGAUAGCAAGCAAGGCGAGUUUGAUCGACUCGUGCAAGGAACCAUGACGGUGGAUCAGUAUCAUGCUAAAUUCAACGAACUACUCCGACUGGAAACUUACCGAGGAACUAUGCCCAUGCCAGACUUUCUGGCAGCAAAAUUUCAAAGGGGUUUAUCCGCUAGGAUUGCGGAACUGGUAGCUGGCAACGACCCCUGUGACCUAGCCACCCUAGUGAACAGAUGUUGA
Gastrolobium bilobum is the source of this 768-nucleotide messenger RNA. RefSeq lists its product as uncharacterized. The record is from RefSeq and is a predicted model, not a curated record. The transcript has a single exon. NCBI's taxonomy places the organism in Eukaryota, Viridiplantae, Streptophyta, Magnoliopsida, Fabales, Fabaceae. Bases 1 to 768 code for a protein of 255 amino acids.